Molecule: messenger RNA, 2194 nt
Organism: Prosopis cineraria
Lineage: Eukaryota; Viridiplantae; Streptophyta; Magnoliopsida; Fabales; Fabaceae
Product: protein LAZ1
Exons: 9
Coding region: 256-1740 (494 amino acids)
Biological process (GO): transport
Molecular function (GO): transporter activity
Source: RefSeq, a predicted model, not a curated record
AUUCGGCUAAAAAAUUUCCAUCGGCAGAUACGCUCGCGCAGAGAGAGAGAGAGAGAGAGAGAGUACGAGCCUACGAGAAGAGGGGAUUGCCAGGCUUGGUCAUCGGACACCAAGUGUUGUGGAGAAGGAAAUCCUUUUGUCAACCGUUUCUUUGUCGCCGAAGACGAUCUUAAUAGAAAUACCUUUGGCAGUGUUCUACUUCAGUGGCCAAAUGCAAUUUCUUAUGAAUUUAUAAUUCAAUUAUGCUCAUUGCAUAUGAAAUCUCCCCAUCUGAUGAAGACAUUAGGUCAUCUCAACGUAUUUAUCCAAUUGGCCUACUCUCCUCCUACAUGGGCAGUGAUAAUUGCUGGUGCCUUUGUCAUCAUUACUCUUACUCUGUCAAUGUAUCUCCUGUUUGAGCACCUUUCUGCAUACAAGAAUCCUGAGGAGCAAAAAUUUUUGAUUGGAGUCAUCCUAAUGGUUCCGUGCUAUGCAGUAGAAUCACAGUUUGUAUCAUUGGUGGAUCCAUCAAUCAGUGUUGACUGUGCGAUACUGCGGGAUUGCUAUGAAUCUUUUGCCAUGUAUUGCUUUGGAAGAUACCUUGUUGCUUGUCUGGGUGGGGAGGAGAGGACCAUUGAAUUUAUGGAAAGAGAAGGCCGUGCCAGUUCAAAAAUGCCUCUAUUAGAGCAUAGCUCUGAGAAGGGAACUAUAAAGCAUCCAUUUCCUUUGAACUACUUCCUUAAACCCUGGAAACUUGGUCGGUGGUUUUAUCAAAUUGUGAAAUUUGGAAUUGUUCAAUAUAUGAUAAUAAAAUCUCUGAGCGCUAUUAUUGCAGUAAUCCUUGAAGCCUUUGGAGUUUACUGUGAAGGAGAUUUUAAAUGGGGAUGUGGGUACCCUUAUUUGGCAGUGGUUCUGAACUUCAGUCAGUCAUGGGCAUUAUACUGUCUUGUUCAAUUUUAUGCUGCUACAAAGGAUGAAUUGGCACAUAUAAAGCCAUUGGCUAAAUUUUUGACGUUUAAAUCUAUUGUGUUCCUCACUUGGUGGCAAGGGGUGGCAAUUGCUCUCCUCUAUGCCUUGGGUUUGUUCAGAAGUCCUAUAGCACAAGGCUUUCAGUUGAAGUCUAGUGUCCAAGAUUUCAUCAUUUGCAUUGAGAUGGGCAUUGCUUCCAUAGUUCACCUGUAUGUGUUUCCAGCAAAGCCUUAUGAGCUAAUGGGAGAUCACUUUCCUGGAAGUGUUUCAGUCCUUGGAGAUUACUCUGCUGACUGUCCUCUUGAUCCUGAUGAGAUUAGGGACAGUGAGCGCCCAACUAAGCUGCGCCUUCCUAAUCCUGAUGCUAAUGUCAGGAGUGGAAUGACAAUCAGAGAGAGUGUUCGUGAUGUUGUUAUUGGUGGUGGUGAAUAUAUUGUGAAAGAUGUGAGGUUCACAGUCAAUCAAGCAGUGGAGCCAGUGGAAAAGGGGAUCACUCGAUUUAAUGAGAAACUACAUAGAAUUUCUCAAAACAUCAAGAAGAAUGACAAAGAUAGAAAGAGAACAAAGGACGAUAGUUGCAUUGCUUCAUCAUCGUCACUUGCAAGGAGGGUGAUUCGUGGAAUAGAUGACCCCUUAUUGACUGGGAGUGUUAGUGACAGUGGGGUGUCAAGGGGAAAGAAGCACCGCCGAAAAUCGGGAUAUGUGAGUGCAGAGAGUGGAGGAGAGAGCAGUAGUGAUCAAAGCUACGGGGGAUACCAGGUUAGAGGCCAUAGGUGGGUUACCAAAGAGUGACGAGUAUUUUAGUGAAUAGCUUGUGGAAUUGAAAUUCUUUCUGGAGAAGGACGAAGCCCUGAUCUCUGAUGUAUUAGUCUGCAGGGGGAGGAAUGAUUUCUUUUAUACUCUUUGGAUGGUUUCAUUAUAUUUGGUGCAUGAGUUCUGGUUGUGAAAAAUUUUCUGAAGUAAAUUGUUGCUCAUUAGGAGGUAUCAUGAUCGUGUUCCUGUGCCAUUUCUGUCAUAGACGGGUCUUGAGUAUUUGUAUAGAUGUUUAUUCUGGCAGCUCCUAGCAGUUGCUUGGUCUAAACUAAACUAAAAUGGUUGGUGAGAUGAGGUACAGAUGUCUGUCCAACCUUUUCUAUACAAAUUGCCGCUUUUAAUUGGAAUGUUAGUGAUACUAUAUGCUCUCAUCAAUGUUUAAAUUCAGUUAAGGAGGCCUGCCCGAUUUAGGGCGUGGCUUUUUAUCCAUGUA